AUGUAUAGCGGGAUAUCAACAUCAUAUGUUCCUCUAUUCAGUCAUACAUGGACAUGGACAUACAGUUAUACCAACAGUUGUGCAGCGCCGCCUUAUUCGUGUAAACAAUCAUUCGACGUACCAGUACCACUCGCUUGUGUACAAAAACUAACACGACUUGUCACUUCCCCAUUAUUACUAUGCAGUGCUUAUAAAACCAUUAAACUACUCGUUUUCCGCGUUCAACUCGUAUAUUGCAUGGGACACGGAUCCACAUGUGAUGAGAAACAAAAUAUUCCCAGCCGUGGAUUAUUUACAUGCUAUAGGUUCGCACUGCAGUUAAUUUUUUCUUUAAAACAUUUGUAG
Spodoptera littoralis (African cotton leafworm) is the source of this 345-nucleotide messenger RNA. The record is from the annotation of a GenBank genome assembly. Lineage: Eukaryota; Metazoa; Arthropoda; Insecta; Lepidoptera; Noctuidae.